Messenger RNA from Xiphophorus maculatus (southern platyfish), 3074 nucleotides. It is a transcript of the gene gdf10a, whose product is annotated as growth/differentiation factor 10-like. NCBI's taxonomy places the organism in Eukaryota, Metazoa, Chordata, Actinopteri, Cyprinodontiformes, Poeciliidae. Gene Ontology annotation, cellular component: extracellular region. Gene Ontology annotation, biological process: BMP signaling pathway; SMAD protein signal transduction. The coding region runs from base 261 to 1760 and encodes 499 amino acids. Gene Ontology annotation, molecular function: cytokine activity; growth factor activity. The transcript is spliced from 3 exons. The record is from RefSeq and is a predicted model, not a curated record.
UUGAAGCCGCUGGCGAUCACACAAGUGUGAAAGUACCAGCCCCAACUGUUGCCCGGACCAACCCAUUCAGCAUCCAGAUCCCACACAGUCCGACAGAGAGCAGAGAGAGUGCGCACGGAGCGCAAAGGGGAAAGUCGCGCUUUUACAGCGUGGAUUGUUUUUAAUGAUUCGUUUGGACAUUUCUCUGCACGUUUCCUCUUUUUCAUAUUUUUUGGAGUUUUUGCUGGAUCGUUCUCGGCCCAUAAUCGGCAGUCCUUAUUAUGACUUCCUCGCACCUGUCUCUACUGACGCUGAUCUGCGUCCUGGCCUCUGCAUCGUUUACCGGAGACACCGGCUUCCUCCAGCUCUCAAGUGACUUUGAUGAGGAUAUGCUCUCCCGGCAUAUGCAUAGGUUGUACGAGAAAUAUAACAGAGAGAAGCGCCUGAAAGAAGGAAACACUAUCAGGAGUUUCAGAGCCAUCCAAGACUCUGCUGACCACAGGAUUGUGUACAGACUUAACCUAACAACCCUUCAGGAAUCAGAGGCCAUCCUCUCUGCAACAUUCCACUUCCUGCUAGAUAAGCACACACUUACAAGACCCUGGUUCUGUAAACGCUUCAAGAGCCCAUCAUGCCACUCCGCAUUCACACAACCUUCUCCGUCCAUCAGCUUGCUGUUUCGCUCCCUCUCUUCUGGGUCGGAGGUUAGAUCUGAGCCGGUGGAGUCAUCUAUAGGUAACGUGACCUUUUACCCCCACAGGAAAGGGGUUUGGCAGAUAAAAGAUGUGACCAAGAUAAUAAAGGAAGCUCAAGAUAGGAGUCAGUUUUUGCUGUCGCUGGAACUGGAAUUUGGACAACAGCCCCAUAAAAAACAAGGGGAUGUUUUCUCUGCUGUCAGCAUGCCCUACCUGUUACUGUAUGCCAAUGACCAAGCCUUAGCAGAGCCAAACAGUGUUGCUGUUAGCCUUCAGAGAUAUGACCCAAUAAGUGAAGGAGCAGAAGUCCUGCACAGGUCUAACUCCUCACCAAGACUGAAGGGACGAAUAAGAAGACAAACAAAUCCACUUCCUGACACCAUUCAGAACAACGAGUUGCCCGACGUCAACUACAGACCCAGUGAAUACAGAAAAGAGGACCUGUGGGAGAUCAACCGGCACCUUGCACUCAAACCGAAGUUUAAAGCAGAGAGGAAAGAAAAGAUGGGGAAGAGUCAAGACAGGACCAGAGAAGAGCGAGACAAAGCUGAACAUCAGACCCUCAAAGGAGAAGAGAGAAUAGCACAAAUUAAAAUGGACGAUUCAACUACCUUCAGAGAUAGUCCAACACUUUCUCUUGGUGACAGACAUAAGAAUGAGCGGAGCAAUCAGGGAAAACACAAGGGCAGGGUUAACACUCAGUCAUCUGUUCUGAGUUUUGAUGAACAAACAAUGCGGAAAGCCAGGAGACGUCAGUGGGGCCAUAACAGACGCUGUUCCAGGAGGAACCUAAGAGUGGAUUUUGCUGAUAUUGGCUGGAAUGAAUGGGUUAUAGCCCCCGAGUCAUUUGAUGCCUAUUACUGUGCUGGUGCAUGUGGUUUUCCAAUGCCUCAGGCUGCCAGGCCAUCCAACCACGCCACCAUCCAGAGCAUAGUCCGAGCUGUUGGGAUCAUCCCUGGGAUUCCUGAACCCUGCUGUGUCCCAGAAAGCAUGAGUCCCCUGGCUGUGCUCUUCCAGGAAGAAUCCAGAAACCUGGUACUCAAGGUUUACCCCAAUAUGUCCGUCCAAUCCUGCUCCUGCCGAUAGAACAGUGGUGAGGGGAGAACGCAAAAAAGGGAGAAACAACAGGUGUAAAGGUGGCAGAACUGUGCAUCAGAUAACAGGUUUCCUGAUGCUGGAAAAAAAUGACACCCUAUAUUUCUUCAGGAAUAAGGGAGCUAUAAAGGAAUCACUUCCAUUGAAUUUGACUGACCUCUGCACUGACAGGAGAAGCACAGACAGUGUUUUGUAUCUCCAAGAAGACCCAUAGGUUGCUGAAUGCAUUCUGUUGAGAAGAGCAUUUAAGAGAUGUUUUCCUUUUUAAUAGCAGAAUGUUUUUAAACACAGCUCAUGUUGAGUUUGUGGUUUUGUUUUACAAUGCACUGCAAAAGUAUUCAUACCUGUUGAACCUUUUAAAAUUUGUUCCCAAUACAACCACAGGCUUCAAAAUGUUUCCCUGGGAUUUUAUGUGACAGAACAAUACAAAACUCUCAUUUGUGAAGUGGAAAUACAAGGACAGGUGCUAUUUAUUUUCUCCUUUUCAAAUAAAAUUAUGUAAAGUGUGGUGUUCAUUUGUAUUCAGAACCCCCAAGUCAGAGUCAGAUAACCACUUUUAGGUUUCUUCCAACUUCUAGAAACCUAGAUCUGUGUUUGCAUAAUAAUCCAUCAAACACAGCAGACUGGAAGGAUGGCAUCUUUGAAAAGCAAUUUCAAAUUUAACAUUUAUCCCUGGGCUUUGACUAAGUCACUCUAAUACAUUUAUAUUCUUUCAUCUAAACCAUCCAAUUUUGGUUCUGGUUGAAUGUCUAACAUUGGUGUCCUGGAAGGUGAUUCCUCAGCCCUUAUCACAAGUUUGUUGCAGUCUCUCAGGGUUUUCUUACAGAACUCCCUCAUCUUUAGAUGCAAUCAUCUUCCCAUCAACUCUUGGCAAGUUCCCUCUUUCUGCUGAAUAAAACCAUUCCCAUAGGGUGAUGUUUCACCAUUUUAAACAUGUUCCAUCAUUUCCACAUACAUGCUCACACAUUUUGUUCUACUUUAUGUUGGUCUAUCACUUAAAAUCUUAUCCAAAUACAUCCAAGUUUGUGUAUCUAAUAUGAUGAGAUGUAAAAAGGAGUAAGAAUACUGUUGAAGGUGAAAUCUUUGACUGCAAAAUGACAUUAUUUUUUGGCAGCUCAUUCAGAAAACAAGAUUACAAAAUAUUUCCAAUUUUGUGCAUACUUUAUACCCUCAUAUGUGUACUUUUGUUUGCAGAAAAUAUGUUGUUUAUGUUGUAUAAAGAAACAAAUUGUAGAGAGCACUUCACACCCAGCAACUCCCCUCUAACACUUCAAGAAUGUUAGAAUAAAAACAUGUGUUUUGUAA